GCCAGGGCCACGUCCUCUCCCAGGUCCCAGAUGUCCAGUUCCAGAUGCCUGGUCCCAGAGUGGGGAAGCUCUGGAGAAGCCCUCCCACCUCCCUCCACCAGCUGCUCAGGCAAGAUGUGGUGGUUGCUCCUCUGGGGAGUCCUCCAGGCUUGCCCCACCCAGGGCUUCGUCCUCUUGGCCCAGCAGCACCCCCAGCAGUUUUCAUCCCCUGGGUACCCCGAGCCGUAUCUCAAAGGCCAGCAGAGUGCCCUUGACAUCCAGGCUCCAGAGGGCUUUGCUGUGAGGCUCGUCUUCCAGGACUUCGACCUGGAGCCGUCCCAGGACUGUGAAGGGGACUCGGUCACAAUCUCAGCCAGCGGGAAGGAUCCCAGUCGCCUCUGCGGUCAGCAGGGCUCUCCUCUGGGCAGCUGUCCCGGUCCCAGGGAGUUUGUGUCCUCUGGGAGGCGUUUGCACCUGACGUUCCGCACACGCUCUGUCCCGGAAGACAAGAGCGCCCACCACCACAGGGGCUUCCUGGCUGUCUACCAGGCUGUGGCUGUGAACUCCAGUCAGCCCAUAACCAAGGCCAGCAGGGACUCUGGGGCCCUGGACACACCUGCGGAGAACACCUCCAGGAUCCAGAACCACUGCCAGGAGCCCUACUACCAGGCGGUGCUCCCAGGGACACCUGCCUGCCCAGCCCAGGGAACCUGGAAGGACGGACGGCCAAAGGAGGAGGUUCCUCAGUGUGUGCCCGUGUGCGGGCGGCCAGUCACCCCCAUUGUCCAGGACCAGACCAGCCGUGGCUCCUCCAAAGCUCAGCUGGGCAACUUUCCCUGGCAAGCCCUCACCAGCAUCUACGGCCGCGGGGGCGGGGCCCUGCUGGGCGACAGGUGGAUCCUGACGGCGGCCCACACCAUCCACCCCAAGGACAGCGUCUUUCCCGAGAAGCCCCGGAGUGUGGGUGUGUUUCUGGGCCACACAGACGUGGAAGAGAUGAUCAAGCUGGGAAACCACCCCGUCCGCCGGGUGGUUAUGCACCCGGAUUACCGUCCGCAUGAGUCCCACAACUUCACCGGGGACAUCGCUCUUCUGGAGCUCGAGCAGAGCGUCCCGCUGGGCCCCCACCUCCUCCCCGUCUGUCUGCCCGACAACGAGACCCUCUACCUCAGCGGCAAGUCAGGCUACGUGAGCGGGUUUGGCAUGGAGAUGGGCCGGUUACCCACCAAGUUGAAAUAUUCGAGGCUCCCCAUAGCUCCCAGGGAGGCCUGCGAGGCCUGGCUCCGGGAGAGGCAGAGGACCGAGGUGUUUUCCGACAACAUGUUCUGUGUCAGGGACAACACGUGGGAGAAUAGUGCCUGCCAGGGAGACAGCGGCAGCGUCUACGUGGUAUGGGAUGACCACGCCCAUCGCUGGGUGGCCACCGGCAUCGUGUCCUGGGGUGUCGGGUGUGGCACUGGGUACAGCUUCUACACCAAAGUGCUCAACUACGUGGACUGGAUCAAGGAGGUGAUGGACAGCACAGAAUGACCCUGGGGUGCUUGGGUGGGGACCAGCCAGCCCUGUGGGGGUUGGGAGUGAGGGCUGCACCUUGGGCAGGGUGGGCAAAGGAUCCCUACGCAGGUCUGAGAUGGAGCCAUUGUGGGAGAGAGCUCCUCCCCCCAGGCCUGCUCCAUCCCAGGUAGGAAGCCUGGUCCCCAGCCCCACUUUCUCCCUCUGCCUUCCUGCACAUUGACACAGGGAAGAGCCCGAUGUCUCAGCAUUUUGCACCUUAACCGUCUCCCUCUGCGCUUCGUCCAUUAACACAGCUUCUUCGGUACCUACCUGUAUGAGAGUCACCUGCUCGCCCCCACUCACGUGGAGUGUGGCAGGAGCAGCCUUCAUGGCAUUCGCUUCUGGAACAUUCCAAAGACCCUGUAGUUGGCCUCCAAGUUGUCAGACUGUUGGCUUUACCACCUGCCACAACUCCUAGGUGCAGCUACGGUAACAGCUCUUGAGUUUUCUGUCUCCUAUACAAAACAGGUGCUUCGCAUGGUCUUUCACUUAAUUCUAGCACCAGGUUUGCAAAGGACGUAUCGUAGUUUGUUGUACAAAUAAAGAGACUGCAGCUCUGA
Messenger RNA from Lepus europaeus (European hare), 2093 nucleotides. RefSeq names its product complement C1r subcomponent like (gene C1RL). The transcript has 6 exons. The record is from RefSeq and is a predicted model, not a curated record. Gene Ontology annotation, biological process: zymogen activation. Gene Ontology annotation, cellular component: blood microparticle. Bases 31 to 1509 code for a protein of 492 amino acids. NCBI's taxonomy places the organism in Eukaryota, Metazoa, Chordata, Mammalia, Lagomorpha, Leporidae. Gene Ontology annotation, molecular function: serine-type endopeptidase activity.